This is a messenger RNA of Charadrius vociferus (killdeer), 1576 nucleotides long. It is a transcript of the gene ZDHHC9, whose product is annotated as zinc finger, DHHC-type containing 9. The coding region runs from base 1 to 1023 and encodes 340 amino acids. Gene Ontology annotation, biological process: peptidyl-L-cysteine S-palmitoylation; protein targeting to membrane. The record is from RefSeq and is a predicted model, not a curated record. NCBI's taxonomy places the organism in Eukaryota, Metazoa, Chordata, Aves, Charadriiformes, Charadriidae. Gene Ontology annotation, cellular component: Golgi apparatus; endoplasmic reticulum. Gene Ontology annotation, molecular function: protein-cysteine S-palmitoyltransferase activity. The transcript has 9 exons.
AUGCUUGUGGUCUUCCAGCACGAGGAGAAGCCCAGGUGUCGGUACCUGGCAGUCCAGCUGUCCCCAGCCAUCCCCGUGUUUGCAGCAGUUCUCUUCCUGUUCGCCAUGGCCACGCUCCUGCGGACGAGCUUCAGUGAUCCUGGGGUGAUCCCAAGAGCCCUGCCUGACGAGGCAGCCUUCAUCGAGAUGGAGAUCGAGGCCACCAACGGGACCGUGCCGCAGGGUCAGCGCCCGCCCCCGCGGAUUAAAAACUUCCAGAUCAACAACCAGAUAGUGAAGCUGAAGUAUUGCUACACAUGUAAGAUCUUCCGUCCGCCCCGUGCCUCUCACUGCAGCAUCUGCGACAACUGUGUGGAGCGCUUCGACCAUCACUGUCCCUGGGUGGGCAACUGCGUGGGGAAGAGGAACUACCGCUAUUUCUACCUCUUCAUCCUCUCGCUCUCACUCCUCACCAUCUACAUCUUCACCUUCAACAUAGUCUACGUAGCACUGAAAUCUCUGAAGAUUGGGUUUCUGAACACGUUGAAGGAAACCCCAGGGACUGUACUGGAGGUGCUCAUCUGUUUCUUCACCCUGUGGUCGGUGGUGGGGUUAACUGGGUUCCACACCUUCCUGGUGGCACUGAAUCAGACAACCAACGAAGACAUUAAGGGGUCCUGGACUGGGAAGAACCGCGUGCAGAAUCCCUACAGCCAUGGCAACAUAGUGAAGAACUGCUGCGAGGUGCUCUGUGGACCUCUUCCCCCCAGUGUCUUGGACAGACGGGGCAUCUUGCAGCAGGAGGAGAACACAGCUCAGGAGGAGUCGUGCCCACGGGGACCCAGCGCUCAAGAUCCCACCGUUGCUCAUGGCGCCGGCGCGCCGGCAGAGGAGAGCAGUGCUCAGCAGAAGGAUGGCAGUGUUCCUCACCCGAGUGCCGUCCCUGUGCCAUCCCUGAGCAAUGCUGAGAUGCCAGAGGAGAAGCAGCUAACGUCUGGGGAGCUCCCGGUCCCAUCCCAGGACGCUGGGCAAGCAGAGCACUAGCAUCUGCUUGAAAGGGAGAACUUUCUUGUUUUGUCUAAUCAAAGCUGGAAGUGAUAGAGGAGAGGAGGAGAUGGGCUGGAUGGCAGGCAAACGAUUCCUCAUGGCCAUUUUGCUUUAGUCAUUAUUCACCUCGAUGCGCAGGCGGUGCGGGCUGGCGCUGGCCUUGCAUGGUGUCAAAGGAUAACGAGCCCAAGUGGCCCGCCUUGGUCACCGAGGCUGGUCUGCCUGCAGGCCGAGGCAGGACCUCUUGCGCUGCAGGUUGUCCUGGAUGCUAAAUACCGGCUCGGUGGCUGGGCCUGUCCCUCCGUCUGGCCCCGACUCUCUGAAAAGAUGACUUGUGGUCACGCAGCUCAGAAGCGACGUUAGGGUCGGCCUGCUCCCUACUGCUGAGGAAUCCCGAUGGGAAGGGGAAAACAAUUUAUGGCAGUAGCGUCCUCUCUCCCCUCCUCCCUCCUUCCUCUAAUCUGUGGCAUUGUUUUAUUGGUGAACGUGGCAGGGGUUGUCAGGAGACAUUUUGGUGCCAAAAGGGCCAAAACAACUGGGAAGGCGUUCU